Molecule: messenger RNA, 612 nt
Organism: Fulvia fulva
Lineage: Eukaryota; Fungi; Ascomycota; Dothideomycetes; Mycosphaerellales; Mycosphaerellaceae
Exons: 2
Coding region: 1-612 (203 amino acids)
Source: RefSeq, a predicted model, not a curated record
AUGUCUUUCUCCAACACCGACACCGGCAGCAAGACCGCCGACCCAUACACCGCAAAGAACAUCCAAGAGCCAUCGCUGAAGGAGAAGGUCGACGACUUCGUCCAGUUCGUCAACAAGGCCAAAUUCUGCAUGCUCACAACCAAGACUUCCGACGGUCUCCUCGCAAGCAGAUGCAUGGCAGUCGCCGCCAAGGAGGGCAACGGCGUCGACCUCAUCUACCACACCAACACCGAGUCAGGCAAGACGGACGACCUCGAGAACAGCCCCGAUGUCAACGUCGCCUUCCUCGACUCUGCCGGCGAGUGGGCGUCAGUCUCUGGCCGUGCCACUAUCGAGACCGACCGUGCUAAGGUCCGCGAGUACUACUCUCCUGCGCUGAAGGCGUGGUUGGGUGACCUUGGUGAUGGCAAGCAUGACGGUGGACCAGAGGACCCUCGUGUUGGGUUGAUCAAGGUGCAGGCUAAGACGAUUCAGUAUGCUGUCAGCCGCAAGAAUAUUGUGACGAGCACUAUUGAGGUGGCGAAGGGGGUGAUUACGGGCGAGUCGCCACAGGUGAACAAGUUGAGGCAUCUGAGCGAGGAGGAGAUCCAGCAGUGGCGAUCUUCGGCAUAG